CGCACACUGCGAAACUCCGCCUUAAUUCAAGCAGCCGGCUCAGAAACACCGACGCGUCUUCGUCCUUCAGCUCAUAUCUCUAACCUAAUUGAAGCUCGGUGUUUGAUGAUGAAGGUGUUUGACUUUAUUAUAAUCCUUAUAGAUGAUUGAUGUUAAACGGAAGCGAUGGCAGGACGUCAGUUUUCACGGCGGCGCGCCUGCAGCUUCCGGACUACCGCGUUCCGAAACCCGGACUAUUUGCCUCGGAAAUCCUGUGAACUUGAUACUUCUCAUGGCUAACACUUGUACCUGAACACUUCAUUCCACAUAGGAGUAUUUAUAAUCCUCAAAAUGAAGCAGGUUUGAGUGAACCUGGAAGGCGCAACCCACCUCCAGCACCUCCACCACCUCCACCUCCAAAUCAAGCAGCACCUCCACCUUCAGCACCUCCACUUCUACGUCCAGCACGUCCACCUCCAGCAGCACCUCCAGCAGCACCUCCACUUCUACAUCCAGCACCUCCACCUUCAGCACGUCCACCUCCAGCAGCACCUCCACUUCUACGUCCAGCACCUCCACCUUCAGCACCUCCAGCAGGUCCACCUCCAGCAGCACCUCCACCUCCACCCCAGCAGCACCUCCACCCCCACCAUCACCUCCGCUCCUGUCACUUAACUGUAUUUCCUGUUUUCCUGUUUCAUUUCUCAUCCCGGGAUUAUUCCAGAUUCUAAAUCAGGAGUAAUGUUUCUGGGGUUUCUCUCCCGCCCUGCCAUGUCCAUUUGAAUAUCUUUAUUUGAAUAGACAUUUGGCAGAAGGUUCGUCAUGUCACGUGAAGCUCCAUCACACAGAAGCCCGGUGUCGCUCAGAGGCCUGCCCAUGGACGUCUGGAUGGCUAGUCUGCCAGGUGAACUCUGGGACAUCCCUUUAUGGAAUUUGGCCAUUCCAGGAAGUCAUAAUGCGAUUACGUACUGUUUGGAUAUGAAUAACCGAUCUCCCAUUGACCUCAAGCAGCCUGAUAUGCUCCAGAAGCUAGACAAGUACAUGAAGCCCCUCAUACGACCGUUCGUUUACAAGUGGGCAGUCACACAGGAGUGCACCGUGCGGGAACAGAUGGACUGUGGUGUGAGGUACUGCGAUCUCAGGAUAGCGCGUCGGCCCAACGACAACUCCUCUGAUCUCUACUUCUACCAUGGAGUCUACACCACUAUUACUGUAGAGACCGUCCUGAAGGAAAUCAGGACUUGGUUGGAUGUGCAUCCUAAGGAGAUAGUCAUCCUGUCCUUCAGUCAUUUCCUGGGCCUGAGUCAGGAGCUCCACACACUCCUCAUCUCAACCAUAAAGAGUGUGUUCAACUCCAAGCUGUGUCCUAAAACGGAUGUGGUCACGCUGAGGAGUUUGUGGAGUUCAGGUCAGCAGGUGAUCGUCUCGUACGAGCACAAUUUAGCGAACUGCCACACAGAGCUGUGGCCUCAUGUACCCUACUGGUGGGCUAACAAGUGUAAAGCCGAAGCGCUGAUCGAGGAGUUAGAACGCAGGAAACAACACGGUCGUCCAGGAGGCUUCUUCGUGACGGGGAUCAAUCUCACUGAGGACCUGAAGUACAUCUGCUCCCAUCCCACCGAGUCACUCAAGGACAUGGUCAUGUCGACGUAUCCGAUGCUGCUUGCCUGGGUCCGGGAGCAGAAACCUGGAUCCUGCGCUGACUCGCUCAAUAUCAUCGCUGCCGAUUUCGUGACUGAGAGCGAGUUCAUACGAACUGUCGUAGCACUGAACGAAAAUCUGCUGAGUAAAAGCACAUGAGGAUGAUGAUGAAGGUGAUGAUGAUGAUGCAGCUGGUUGGUUUUGCACAAUAUUUGGCACAUAGCACACACGUUUACUUAUUUUCUGAAAUAGACAUAGACAAAUAGACAUAGACAUGUAGACAUUUGCGGGGACUCUUUUGAAUAUGAUUUCAGUUACGGGUAGGAUCUUAAUGCUAUGCACUAAUCGUUAUGACUUGAAUUUUUAUUAUUAUUAAUGACUUGUAUGACUAAUGUGCUGUCUUUAUUCUAAAGUUUUACCUCUUUAACCUGGCAAUAACCUUUAGUAGAGUUUUUAAAUGUAGACGCUCAGAAACGAAAGGGAUUAUCUUGCAGUUGCUUAUUAACGAAGUGCGAACCUCAGGGCUCGGUACUGGGUACGUUUAAAAUGGGAAAUGUGAAUGUAAUGUACCGUUAAAGACUUUUCUUGAACUUGAUAGGUGAUUCCAGGAUUUGUGAUUUACUUACCUCGGUUUAGCUUCGAGCUGUUUGUGAACCCUGUGAUCAUGAGCAGAGUUUUUGGCAUUGACAUUCAAGUCACUGCCUCUGUUUUCACCUCACAUACACCUACAGGCUCAGAUAACAAUGGCUGCGCUCCAAGGACACAGUUUUGUUCUGUUUGUCUUCAUGUUUCAAUUGUUUUAAAUAGGAUUGUUUUAAAUCGUGAUCAAUUCUGUCACAUUGUACUUUUCUGAGACAUCGUAGCUACCCAGAUGUAUUUGUUUUAUUUUAAAUUACAAGCCAAAAAUUUUAUAGUUUUAAGCUGUUUAAAUUUUUACACUUGUAAUAUUUUCCAUUUACAGAUAUUUUUUUCCUCUACUACAUUUUAAAGGAUCAACAAAUUACACAUUUAUAGGUUUAUGGUUAAUUGCAACAGGGCUGUUUUUUUUUCUGGAAGGAAGGAAACCUGUGAUAGAAAUAAUGAGAUACAUAGCUUAUGUGGUAGAAAUGUCCUGCCAUAUUGUUAUUUGUUUAUUUAGUCAUAUCGCCCAAUCCUCAUCCUCCAGGCCUGCUGGUGCUGUGAGACUGGGAGUAGCCCUACUAGAUAGUACCAUAAGGAAUAAAACAUAAAGGGCCAUGGAAAAUAAUCAAGGUUGGGGUGGUUUUAAUAUCCUACCAUAAUAACAAAAAAAUAUCAGCACCACUGUGUGAGCUGCUGCUAUAGAAAAUUAUUCCGCACAGGACCCAAUGACAAGCUACGGUACAGGUCUUACCCUUUUAUUGUUUAGACUGCAUGUUCCUCACAGACUUGUGUUUUCUAUUUUUUACUUCUUGCCUGAAAUCAUAUCAGUGACCUACGCAGUACAUUUGUGUUUCAAAAACAGGACGGGGGUCAGUAUCUCAGGAGGAAGGGUUUUAGUCGGAAAUGCAGAUUAACACACAUGGAAAUGAGAGAUUAAUUUUUUUAAAAUAUCUUUAUGUUGAAUUUUAAAUUGUAUAGAAAAUCAGUCUGUAUGAUUAUAUCACAUGACCAGGCAUGUGGUUAACACAGAGCCACUUGUAUGCAAAUUACUGCCUGGUGGAAUUGAUGUCAAUUUAUAUUACAGAGGAUCAAGUUUACAGAGGAAAGCAUUUGUAUACAGCACAAUCUCACACAAUACAAUACACCUCAUUAAACUCAGCACAGCAUGAAGAAAAUCAGCCACACCAUGUAACAGUGUGUUUCAGCUUGAAUUAAAAUCAUGCUGCAUGACAUUUCAUCCAAAGCAUGAAGGGAAUGUCACAAACUCUAGAAAAAGACAAGUGUCUGAAUUAUUUUUAUUUAUUACUGUACACAAUAUUAUGACCUGAUGUUUAAGAAAAAAAAUAUCCAAUAAAAUAUGUACAACAG
Molecule: messenger RNA, 3609 nt
Organism: Tachysurus vachellii
Lineage: Eukaryota; Metazoa; Chordata; Actinopteri; Siluriformes; Bagridae
Gene: plcxd1.1
Product: phosphatidylinositol-specific phospholipase C, X domain containing 1
Exons: 7
Coding region: 802-1779 (325 amino acids)
Biological process (GO): lipid metabolic process
Molecular function (GO): phosphoric diester hydrolase activity
Source: RefSeq, a predicted model, not a curated record